AGCAAGCAGGGACGCUGUUGGGGAGUGGCUCACAAUUAGUUCUCAAAAGCUUUCGGACUCGCGUUUGGUUGUUGGUCGCUGCCGAUCGAGCAAAAUGUUCUGCAGACGGGUUUGCCAGAGACUCGGCCCGGUGGUCCAGAGGGUCUUCACACCGACCUUUAGGAAAUCUCCAGUGCGUCACAUGGCCUUCGGGGUUCCUGGUGGCUCCACAAACAUGACAUACUUUGUUUUGUGUGGAGGAGGCCUGACUGCUGCAGUUGUCUAUGCCUACAAGACGGUCCUUGGUGAUAGUGAGCGCUAUGAGGACAGACUCGCCAACAUGGGCUCCACAGCAAAGGCUAAAGCUUCUUCAGGUGAGACAGUGAUUGCUGCAGCUGAGCCCGCCCCAGUGGACGAGGCAGAGCCGCCUGUUGACGUGAUGGCAGAGUCUGUCGCUGCACCUGCCGAGCCCGUGGCAGAGAGCACUGCUGAGCCUGUUGUUGAGAGCGCAACACCUGAAGAAGAUGUCGGUGUGGUCUCUGAGGUCAUUGCCACUGAGGACGAAGCUGAGCCAACUGCUGUGGAAGAAGUUCCAGCUGUAGUCGCCGAAGCUGUUCCUACCACUGUGGAGGAGAGCCCAGCCACGGAGGAGAGCCCAGCAGAGGCGCUUGCGAGUGCUGGUACAACAGUACUGGAUGAGGCCCUCCUCCCUAGUCCCCCUGCUGAAGCAGAAACUGUUCCUGAGGCUGUGCCAGAUCUUCUUACAGCUGUAAAAAUACUGGCUGGUUCCACAGUUGAAAUUGCUGCAGCUUCUGUUGGAGAGUCCAGUUUGAUGAGAGCUGCCCGUCACAUAGAAGAAGAUGGAAAGGGUUUGGACUCUGUGUUGGAAGUGUUUCAACUUGAAGUCCUUGAGGGAACUGAAGAUCUUGUGGCUAAAGAACCCUUGGAUGAAACAGUUGUCAUCACAAAUGAAGAGGAGCUGGACCCUGCAGAGGUGGUCAGUGGUGAUGAAGAGCCUAGUGCAGAAGUUAAAGUGUCUCCAGAAGAGAUAACUACAGAAGAAGCCCCCUCUCCAGCUACUGACGAAGAGGAGGAAGUACCUCCUGAGGAAGCUGCACCUUUAGGUCCCACUCAAGAGAAUGCGGGAGGGAUGCAUGCUGAAGAUCAGAAUCCAGCCCCUGAUCCAGAAGACAAAAACAUACCUGAAGAGGCCUCACCUGAAGAAGCUGCACCAUCUGCGGAGGCAAGCAAGACUGCUGAAGCUGCAGUGGACGAAGAGCUGCCUGUAGAUGGGACGUCUGUGGAGGAGGCUGAGGAAGCUGAAGCACCAACAGAGGAGACAGUCGCUGCCUCAGAAGAGGAAGGUACCAGCCGGUCAAAAAUAGAGGUGCUUUCAGCUGCUGAACCAGAGUCCAACUGCCACCAUGAUUCCCUGGCAGAGGUGACCAUGCCCACAGCUGAUCAGCCAUCCCAAAUCCUUGAGGAAGCUGUGGAUGAGAUGAAAGAAAGCAGGGAAGCAGUGUCACCUGUAGAAGCACAAAGUCCAGAGGCAGUAGUGGUGGUGAUAAGCCAGUCAUGAACUGACAGUGUGCCUUCCAGAUCACUCGUCAAGCUGUCCAUCAAAUGUGGGCGACCAAGAAAAUACAAACAAAGAAAUGUAGAUUUUUAUCAUUCGAAUGUGUCCUUUUGAGUUGUGUGACUAUCCCAACGUCUAUGACUCAAUUCAUUAAGUUGGUGUUUGACCUAUUGAUUUUAUUUUAUUUUAUUUUAUCUUUUGUCCACUAGAGGUCACCAUUACAAGGUGUUUCAUUACUAGAGCAUUUACGAGACUGGAGAGUUGGCUUUGUCGUUGGUGACGCUAAAUCUGCGCCAGAGUUUAAAUUUCGAGCAGGACUACACCCAUGUAAUGUUUUCUGUUACUAACUGUAUGCAUUUAUCUUCUUUUUGUACGUAAAAAAAACUGAAUGACAUACAGGUUAUGCAUUCUAUAUGUUCGAGUAUUCUUAUUAUGAUCCUAAUUUGAGUGUUGUGCAGGAAAAAAUACUUUUAUUAGAAAAGACAACAUAGCUACAUGAAACAAUACUAAUUAUGUUAUUUUUUAAGAUGAUACGGGUGACCUGCUCAAUAAUCGGUACAUGCAGUAUAUACGUGCAAAUGGUGGUUAUUGCAUUUAGACAUAUUUCAGUAACUAUUUUGUAGAGUCAAGCAUAAAUUCAAUUGAGGUGAAGAUGAACAGAUUUGUCGGUGAGUGUAAUUACAACGAUUGUGAGGACCUACAUUAACUCAUUGUAAUGAGCAAAUAAUAUGUCAUAAUCGUGUGUUAACAUUGUACUGGAUUAAUAAACUGUUGGAAAUCA
Molecule: messenger RNA, 2336 nt
Organism: Phycodurus eques (leafy seadragon)
Lineage: Eukaryota; Metazoa; Chordata; Actinopteri; Syngnathiformes; Syngnathidae
Gene: mgarpb
Product: mitochondria localized glutamic acid rich protein b
Exons: 6
Coding region: 95-1558 (487 amino acids)
Source: RefSeq, a predicted model, not a curated record